Molecule: messenger RNA, 2486 nt
Organism: Notolabrus celidotus (New Zealand spotty)
Lineage: Eukaryota; Metazoa; Chordata; Actinopteri; Labriformes; Labridae
Product: B-cell receptor CD22-like
Exons: 9
Coding region: 1-1542 (513 amino acids)
Source: RefSeq, a predicted model, not a curated record
AUGGUUCUGGUGAGCACAAGUUCAAGGACCGCAAAUCUGAAGUGCCACAGCGGUUGUUCUCUACCUCCUCAUCCCUCCUUCAUCUGGUACAAAAAUGGAGAGAGAAUCCAGACAGUAACAUCUUCUUCUUAUUCAGACCGUUAUGACUAUCCAGACCGUUACUCCUGUGCUCUACAAGGACACGAGGAUUCCCCCUCUCCUCCAGUCUGUGCCUAUGAGGAUCGGUGUAACAGAGUGACGUACACUGACAGAAGAAUCUGUGCUCCCAAAGGCUCAUCAAUGGACAUCUCUUGUACUUACAACAGUUACGACAGUUACUACAGUAACACAAAGAUCGCAUCAAAAUUCUGGUUCAAUCCUGAACUCAGUGGAAACUGGCAGAGUCCCUCUCUACCUGAGGACCUGAUUGUGGACUCCCAGUAUGCAGGUCAUGUUCAGGUCCUUGAAACAAAGAGAGGACACUCUGCUCUGAGAAUCUCUGACCUGAGAGAGAGUGACUCAGCAGAAUAUCGCUUCAGAUUCAGUUCAGGAAGCUUUGAAUGGAGGAACAGUUUACCUGGUACAACUCUGACUGUCACAGCUUUACAGGUACAGGUACAGGUGAUAACAGCUGGAGAGUCUUACACCAAGGCAGAGCUGAGGUGUCUCAGCAGCUGCAGUCCACCAGGUCGUCUUUCAUACGUCUGGUUCAUGAACAGAGAGAAAAUUAAUGGGGAGGAGACACCUUCUUUUACAGGCUGGAUUCCUCUAGGACACGAAAUCUCCUGUGCUUUCAAAGGACAUGAAGGAUUCCCCUCUCCUCCAGUGUAUGCUCCAAAGCUUCCCUCUGUGUCAGUGAGUCCCUCUGCUGAGAUAGUGGAGAACAGUUCAGUAACUCUGACCUGCAGCAGUGAUGCUAACCCAGCAGCAGUUACAUAUACCUGGUACAAGAACGGAAAUCCAGACUUCCAACCUUUCAGUAAAGAAGCCCAGCUUGUCUUUAGCUCCAUCCAGCCCUCUGACUCUGGAGAGUAUUACUGUGAAGCUGAGAACCAGCUGGGAAAGAGAACAUCUGAGCACCUUACCAUUGAUGUGAAAUAUCCUCCAAAGCUUCCCUCUGUGUCAAUGGAUCCUUCUGGUGAGAUUAUGGAGGGCAGUUCAGUGACUCUGAAGUGUAGCAGUGAUGCUAACCCAGCAGCUAACUACACCUGGUACAAGGGAAAUGAUCGUACACCUCAAGGAUCCGGACCGGUCUUCACCAUCAAUGAUGUUACAUCUGAACACAGUGGGGAUUAUUACUGUGAAGCUGACAACAGAAGAGGGCGCCAUAACUCCACCUUACAGCUUGUUUUGUCAAAUAAAUCUAUACUGAUGAUGAAUGCCAUCAGGCUGACUCUAGUGAUUGUGAUCCCACUUCUCGUCCUUCCUUGUUCUCUGUGGAUGAGGAAGAAGACCAUUCUGAGCUCCACCACUGAACCAGAUGAACCUGCAGAGACUGUAGAGUUGGAUUCUGAUCCUGAAUAUAUCAACGACUCAGCCUUACACAGCACCUCUGCAUUAUAGACAAGCUCUUGGAUGUGAAGAUGCAGUCAAACCAGAGGGGUCACACCUGGAUGGAAACAGAGAGAAGCACAACAUUUCAGAAGUGGACUGGAGAGCGAGGCUGUGCAGGAAGUGGAUGGUAGCAGAAGAUUUAAGCUUUAAUUUUACAUGUGCAAGUACAAUAGAUAUGAUAUGUUUAGGAUGUGCAGGUAUAAUACAUACUUUUAUGAUUUAAGUUGGCAUGCAAAAUGAGUUUUACCCUGUCACAUCCAGCCGUCUUGUCAGAGAGAGACAGUUAAAUCUGCUCAGAAUAGACAUGGUGAACAGGAAGCCACACAUUUCACAGACUUUGCUAUUUAAAGGACAGGAAAUGUCUUACUUUGUGGAGAUCUCAUCUCAAGCUAUACUGACUAAGUAAUGUACGUCGGCUUCUUUUGAAUGCAUGCUUAUGGCUUACACCAGUUUUUAUGUUAUUCUGUGCAAGGUGUCUGUGCUAGUGUUGAUAAAGGAGCAACAAAGUUCGGACUUCGAAUCACCUUUACCCUUUAUUCUUGCAAAAAAUAUACUGAGUGCCAGCAAGCUGACCCUUGUAUACUGUGAAAGCAACAGCUCUAAGUAGGCACCAGACUACACAGAGUACAUAUUGAUCACUCAUUGAUAUGCAGAACGGGUGCAGACGGGUAAAGUGGGAGGCAGGUCUGCACGAUAAAUUGAAUUUAGCACAGACAGAAACAGACGGACACUGAUUCUGUAUUUGGGCUGAUUCACCAGAUUAAUAAUCAGGAUGUAUAAACCACAGCUAAAGACCCAGUUUUAAAAUGUUUCUGAGCUUGGUCCAUGUGUAAAACUGUGAUUCAUGUCAUGAACUCUUUCUGUUCCCAUUGUGCAAAAACAGCAUGCGUUUUAAUGUAUAAUGUACUCUCUGUCCUAAAGAUGCUCUAUAAAUAAACUUCUCAUUCUUAAUA